Paramecium sonneborni is the source of this 183-nucleotide messenger RNA. The record is from the annotation of a GenBank genome assembly. Lineage: Eukaryota; Ciliophora; Oligohymenophorea; Peniculida; Parameciidae.
AUGAGUAAAAUAAGGAAUUUAUAGUAGCAAAACUUAAAUAAUAGACUAGAGUCACUUACUAAUGAUUAAAGAACAGCUAUUAAAUAUGUUUUGAUAACACUUAGCUUUAAAGCUGGCGAGUUAAUUAUGAAUGAAGGAGAUUAAGUAGAUUAAUUUUUUAUUAUAAAGAAAGGAGAGAUUGAA